Paramecium octaurelia is the source of this 135-nucleotide messenger RNA. Lineage: Eukaryota; Ciliophora; Oligohymenophorea; Peniculida; Parameciidae. The record is from the annotation of a GenBank genome assembly.
AUGAAGUUGAAUAAAAGUGAAGUGCUUUAAUCAAAUAAUUCAAAGGAAAAUGUAAUUUUAUGAAGUUUUUUAAGAUAGUAUUGUAUCAUGAUGGAUCGAAUUACUAUUAAGAUGUCAUUCCAAUUAAAAUAGUGA